AUGAAUUCAACAACAUCAUUUAAAAGCAAUCCAUUAAAUAAAAUAAUAGGACUAUCAGUAGUAUUAUCAAUGGGUUUUUUACUAGUGAUAUUAGCAGGAAUAUAUGGAAAUUGGUUCCCCAUAAUAAUAGGUUUCAUUUUCGCAAUAGCUCAUUUACCAAUAAUUAUAACAAAAUCAAUAACAAAUUCAUCAGAUUAUGAUUUUAAUUUUGAUCCAUCAACAACUAAUACAAAUGUUAUAAUAGAAUUUGGACAAUUUUUAUCAAGUUUCUUGUUAGUUUCGGGGUUUUAUUUACCUAUUAUUUUACAUCAUUCUUUAAUUUUAAAUAAAAUGGCUUGUAUUUUAACUAUAAUUGGUGGAUUAUUAAUUUAUAUUACUAUUUAUACUUUUAGUCAUUAUUUUGAUGAUACUUAUGAUGAAGAUGGAUUAACUGAUUUAGGUGGUGGGGUCAUAUAA
Molecule: messenger RNA, 456 nt
Organism: Lodderomyces jiufengensis
Lineage: Eukaryota; Fungi; Ascomycota; Pichiomycetes; Serinales; Debaryomycetaceae
Exons: 1
Coding region: 1-456 (151 amino acids)
Biological process (GO): late endosome to vacuole transport via multivesicular body sorting pathway
Cellular component (GO): endosome; Vps55/Vps68 complex
Source: RefSeq, a predicted model, not a curated record